Phacochoerus africanus (Common warthog) is the source of this 2831-nucleotide messenger RNA. RefSeq names its product MTOR associated protein, eak-7 homolog (gene MEAK7). NCBI's taxonomy places the organism in Eukaryota, Metazoa, Chordata, Mammalia, Artiodactyla, Suidae. The transcript has 8 exons. Gene Ontology annotation, biological process: TOR signaling. The record is from RefSeq and is a predicted model, not a curated record. The coding region runs from base 40 to 1449 and encodes 469 amino acids.
AAAGUUGGUCAUCUUUGGUGUGAAGACCCUGAGAAUGAAAUGGAAUUCACUGGGAGACGCCGCCGGCUGUCCAGACAGAUGGGAAACAGCAAGAGUCGCUCGGGGCAGGGUCUCUGCUCCCGCUUUCUUCCCGAGGAGCAGGCCGAGGUCGAUGGAUUGUUUGAUGCUUUGUCAUUGGAGAAGCUCAGCUCCAGCACCUCGCCCAGAUCCUUCUCUCUGCAGGCCCUGAAGAGCCACGUGGGGGAAGCCCUGCCCCCAGAGAUGGUCACUAGACUGUUCGAGGGCAUGCGGAGGGCUGACCCGACCGGGAAGGCCACGGGGCCCAGCACGCGCGUCUCCCAGGAGCAGUUCACGCUGUCCAUGUCCCACCUGCUCAAAGGCAGCUCUGAGGAGAAGAGUCUGGUGAUCCUGGCAAUGGCUUCUGCCACAGACGGCCCCGCGGAAGCCAGAGAGGUCCUAAGGUUUACAGAGGAUCUGGUUGGCUCUGUGGUGCAUGUGCUGCACUACAGGCAGGAGCUGAGAGGCUGGACUCAGAAACAGGCCUCGGGCUCCCCGCCCAGGGUGCAGGCGCUGGCUGCUCAGCUGUUCUCCGAGCUGAAGCUUCAAGAUGGUGAGAAGCUUCCUGGGCCCCAGCGGCUGGACUGCGGCUGUGACCGUGCCAUGGUCGAGGCCUGGCUGUUCCGGGCCCCUCAUGUGGCCACAUUUCUGAGCGUGGUCAUCCACCAAGGCUUUCGGCUCCUGCGCUCGUCCCUCGAUCUGGCCACCCUGCUCCCGGAGCGCCAGGUGGACCGAGGGCGGGAGUUUGCCAGCCUCCUGGACGUCCUCUCCGUCGCCUACAUCAACUCCCACCUGCCCCGGGAUCUGCGGCACCGCUGGCGCCUGCUCUUCGCGACCGCGCUCCACGGGCACAGCUUCGCCCAGCUCUGUGGGCGCAUCACCCAGCGGGGGCCCUGCGUGGUGCUGCUUGAGGACCAGGACGGCCACGUGUUCGGGGGGUUUGCCUCCUGCUCCUGGGAGGUCAAGCCUCAGUUUCAAGGUAAGACUUGUGCUUUCCUGUUUUCCAUCUGCCCCGCCAUGGCCGUGUACACCUGCACGGGCUACAAUGACCACUACAUGUACCUGAAUCACGGGCAGCAGACCAUCCCCAACGGGCUGGGCAUGGGCGGGCAGCACAAUUACUUUGGGCUGUGGGUCGAUGUCGAUUUCGGGAAAGGACACAGCAAGGCCAAGCCCACGUGCACCACGUACAGCAGCCCCCAGCUGUCGGCCCAAGAGGACUUCCGGUUCGAGAAGAUGGAGGUGUGGGCCGUGGGCGACCCCUCGGUGACACAGCCGGCCAAGAGCAGCAAGAGCAUUCUGGAUGUGGACCCCGCGGCCCAGAUCCUGCUUGAGGCCAGCGGGCGGAGUCGCCACAGCGAGGGGCUCCGGGCGGUGCCUGAGGACGACUGAGGAGAAGGCCCAGGGCAGGCCCUCCUGCCGCCGGGUCCAGGCUCCCGACAGAGCGCCACCCGCAGACCCUCCCCCGUCCCGCGUGGGCUCCCCUGCGGUACAGAGCGUGCUGGUCACGGCCAGGUGGUCCUGGAGGUGCCUCAUCGGAAGAGAGUAAAAGUCCUCUGGGGCCAUGAUGGCCAUUGGUGGGUGCGUCUCCCCCCGAAACCCUCAGGGUCAGAUUAGCAGCUUGAUUCUUACCCUUGGCUCUGCGGAUGAGCCCCGCAGAUGCCUGAGACGUUGGACGCCUCUGGCAGUAAUUAAAUCCUGUGUUGAGGAUGUGCGUUCUUGCUGUGGGGGAGCGAGAUCCACUCGCUGGGGGGCCCUUGGCUCCUGCUCAGGCCUCCCAGUUAAAAGCCUUGGUGUUCCAUUUCCACUGGUAAGGGGAGGCGGUGUUUGGCUGUGAAUCGUGAUGCUUUGGGGAACAGCUUCCUAUGUCCUGGAAUUUCUUUCAAAGAGGUGUUAACAGCGUAUUAGUGGGCGAAAAAGCCAAAGACUUUGGAGGUAGCGGGGACACGGUCUCCCCUAAGGUUCCACGUCUGCUUUUCUCAGCUGUUUGUAAGAGCAUCUGUGCUGUGAGCAAAUGGGGAGCCAGGAGGUCUGUGGAGCAGCGAUGGUGUGGUUUUCUUAUUGAUGAAACGUGGGGAUGUUCGGGGCCGUGAAGCUCAGAGUCCUGCUAAUACAUGUCCCGCCUGCCAGUGGAUGGACCACCCUGGGCUCCUGACCUCCAAGGGCAAGGGCAGGGUGGGUCGUCUUGACAGCGUGGCCUUGCUUUAAACGGACGGCAGUGAUCCGGAGACGCUGCGAGGACAGCGGCGGGCCGGGCCUCGGGCAGCACCACUGACCCACGUCCAGCCCCUCGGAGGGGCCCGAGCAACAUCCAGAGACCCUGAGAAUCCCGGCAGGGCACAGGGGGCUCGGCUCUUCUGUAGAUUUGAUGAAAAUGCUGCCUUUUUGUAGUCUAUGCCCAGAUUUAUAAGCCAUAGGAAACAGGAGCUGUUUGCAUCUUGCAGCUUCUGCAUUCUUUUUACCAGGGGGCUUAUCAAACUCUACGCUUAGCCCUGAGCACAAGGCCUUGAAAUGAGCCUUCAGAAGAGGGGUGUGCGCUCAGAGCGUGCAUGACACACGCACAUGAUCCUGAUUGAUUUUCCUUUUAUAAAAAAGAAGGAAAUAAUAGCUUUAAUAGCUUCUCAGGUACUUUAUGACCGACGGCCUGACUGAUGGGAAGCAGAGAGAGGCUCUUAGGAUCUACAGGUACCCUUGCCAGAAUCUGAAGAAUCAGGCCCUGAGUCUUCUGUUUGUUACGGGUUUUUUAAAGAAUAAAAAUGCAAUGAAAUACCUCA